Ostertagia ostertagi is the source of this 564-nucleotide messenger RNA. The record is from the annotation of a GenBank genome assembly. Lineage: Eukaryota; Metazoa; Nematoda; Chromadorea; Rhabditida; Trichostrongylidae.
AUGCAGAAUGUAUCCUCAAAGGGAGGGAUAAAGCAUUUCGUAAUCACAAAUCUACCUAAUGGGAAGUUUUCAAUAGAGAAAUACGCUUUUGAUUCUGUCAGUCAAAUGGUUCAGCAUCAUAUGAAUAAAGGAGAAUCAAUAUCGAGGGCAAACGAGGUCAUACUCCGGACGCCAAUACUGAGGCAGAACUGGGAGCAUGCACACGAAGAUGUGGAACUAACGAAAAAACUAGGUGAAGGUGCAUUCGGUGAAGUUCAUAUGGGCAAACUGAAACUUCGAAAUGGCAGAAAGGUAGAUGUAGCAGUAAAGCUGGCAAAACUGGAAGUGUUAACAAAGGAGCAGAUCAAAGAAAUUAUGCAUGAAGCUCGCCUCAUGAGGAACUUUGACCACCCGAACGUUGUUAAAUUCUAUGGGGUGGCCGCUGGACAAGAACCGCUCAUGGUGCUCAUGGAAUUAGUGAACUGUGGAGCUCUGGAUUCCUACCUUCAGAAGCAAGAGCAACCAGUUGAGAAAAAGAAUGAAAUGAUUCUGCAGUCGGACAAGCAGUGGUUGUGGAUUGACUAG